Camelina sativa (false flax) is the source of this 759-nucleotide messenger RNA. The record is from RefSeq and is a predicted model, not a curated record. NCBI's taxonomy places the organism in Eukaryota, Viridiplantae, Streptophyta, Magnoliopsida, Brassicales, Brassicaceae.
AUGGAUUACUUGGAUCGUCUCAAGACUGCUCUCUUCUUUCAAUUUUGUAAGAAAAAUGAAGAAUGUGAGCACUUGAUUAGCCUUGCGAAACCUAGUAUGGCGAAGUCAAAAGUGCACGACAAGAUAACUGGACUCGGUAAAGAAAGCAGCGCACGGACGAGUUCAGGAACUUUUCUUAGAAGAGAACAAGACAACAUCGUGAAAAAGAUUGAGGAAAGGAUUUCAGAAUUCACCUUCAUUCCUGUAGAAAAUGGAGAACCGCUUCAAGUUAUCCAUUAUGGAGUUGGGCAAAAAUUUGAGCCUCACUUUGACGGAUUCCAAAGAAUUGCUACUGUUCUUAUGUACCUCUCGGAUGUUGAAGAAGGCGGCGAAACAGUUUUCCCUGCAGCCAAAGGAAACAUUAGUAAAAAAGGACUCUCUGUUAGACCAAAGAAGGGAGACGCUUUACUCUUCUGGAGCAUGAGGCCUGACGGGUCUCAAGACCCUUCGAGCCAACAUGGUAAGAGAGAAAGAGAAGAUACAUUGCCUUUCUCUGAACUUCUUAUAAAUCGUAGUAUAAAUACCCCUUUUGGCUUAAUUAGUUAAGGUCAUGAGAUGUAUACCAAAACUUUCAAAAACUUGUUUGAUUGGUUCAGGUGGUUCUCCAGUCAUCAAAGGAAACAAGUGGGCAUCAACUAAAUGGUUUCGCUUUCAUGAGUUUAAAAAUAAUAUAUUUAGCUUUUAGAAGGUUAGCUCUUACCCUCACUUUAGUCAUGGAUU